AUGGCCGCUCCAAAGACGGCGGAGAAGCUCAACGUCCGCCUGGACAACAACACCUAUGAAGGGCAGACGAGAGACCGGAUAGUGAUCAGCCGCACCAUGGUGAACAGCAAACGCACGCAGAAGCUCGAGAUCUACUUCAAGCGUACCGUACGCGUCACUGACAAUGGCUCGGGGAAUGAGCUGCCUCCCGGUCUCGGAUCGUUCCCGGUCUAUAGCAUCGAAGACUACAAGAAUACGCUGCCGGCUCACAUGGUCGCCAAGCAAGGCUACUUCAUACCUAUGCAUCAGCGCGAGGCUAUGUGGAUCAAGUUCUCCUGCCAGCAGCCGUUCGCUAUCAAGAUCUACGUCGGUGGUGUGAACGCGGUCUCAGGAGAGCCGGCGCGUGAGACGACGGAGACUAUGAUGCGGCGCCUCAAGCUUACCCAGCAGCGCAAGAGCAUCCAGGAUUACGUAGUCGCUCCGGAACAAAUGUGGCUCGACGGCAUCGCCUGCGGAGACGAGAAAGUACGUCAGUUCGUCGCCAUGCCGCUUGGUGAAGGCUAUUCAGUUGAGGCCCACAUCACCGGCGAGGAGGUCGUCGGUGGCCUGCAGUUCGAAGUCACUCCGACCCACCACGAGCCACAGAAAGUCCACUAUUGCUACGGACUUGGAUCGGCGCCAGAGGGAGUCGAUACCUUUCGAAUCUCUGUCAUCACUUUGGAAGGAUCAGAAUAUCACUUCAAAGUGCAUGCUGGGAACAACUUCUCCUGCGUUAAGGAGAUGAUGGAAGAGAUGACCGGUGUGCCUCCUUAUGAACAGCGACUCAUCUAUGGGGGGCGCCAGAUGCAUGACCAUUUCACCUUGGGCCAGCAAGCCAUCGUUGAGGGUGCGCGCCUUCAUCAAGUCCUCCGGCUUACAGGCGGUGGAUGUCCAACCAUGGGCAUCGCUGUCGGUGGCCUCAUCCGGCAGACCGUCAAGCGUGACAAGCAGAGCCCAAGCAUUUGGCAACCUGACUGCGGGACCAUCUUCAACGUGCAGAUACUCAACUCGUCAUACUUCCAAGAGGUCACAGGCUUGCCUCCACCACCGACUCCGGUCACCGCAGAGACAUACUCGGACUACGGGUACCCGUACUUCAAGAUGUUCGACGAGACGCCGAGUGGUGUUCAAGGCGCCUUCGCCGGCAUCAAAUCAGUUAACGAGAUGGACGUCGACGGCAAGCCGAGCGCGGAGAAGGCGAAAGCGGUGGCAGAAGUCAGCAAGAACACGAACAAUCCGGUGGUUUUGCUCGAUGAGAAGGCUCGCCGUGUCGGCUUCCGCACCGUCUUAGACUUGGAGAUGGCGGUGCGGAAGCGAUUCGCUAAGAUGAAGGUCUGA
This is a messenger RNA of Saxophila tyrrhenica, 1356 nucleotides long. RefSeq lists its product as uncharacterized. Gene Ontology annotation, cellular component: nucleus; cytoplasm. The record is from RefSeq and is a predicted model, not a curated record. Gene Ontology annotation, molecular function: ubiquitin protein ligase binding; protein tag activity. Lineage: Eukaryota; Fungi; Ascomycota; Dothideomycetes; Mycosphaerellales; Extremaceae. Gene Ontology annotation, biological process: modification-dependent protein catabolic process; protein neddylation; regulation of proteolysis. The transcript is spliced from 2 exons. The coding region runs from base 1 to 1356 and encodes 451 amino acids.